UAAAAACAAAAUACACCGCGGGGGGCGGGGGGAAAGAAACCACACGCAACACCCCGAAAGGUCAAAGAAUGUGAAGUCCCUUUUGAAGUUAACUUUUGAGUCCCGGGCUGGGAGGUCCCCCGAGUGUUCCGCCGUGGGCUGGAGGUGGCGUUUCUGUUGUGAUUUAUGUGGAGUGCUUCAAAACAGAAGUUAAUCGCUCGGGAAGCGGACGGGAGGGGCGGCGCUGCUGCGCAUGCCCGGGAGCGGCCGGAGUUUGGAACUCCGCAUUCUUGCAGACCCGGCCCGCUGGGGGGCGUUCCUCGGGGGUAGCCGUUAGGCCAGCGGGGUUCCUUCGGCUGCGUUUCUGUGGGAGGCCCCCGAAACGCGUGGAGCUUCCCUCUGUCGCCAGGCUUUCCCAGCGAGAGUGAAAUUAAACGUGAAACUCGGAUCAACUGAUAGUGGUAUUGUUGCAGCAUCUGGCAGUGAGAGUGAGGAUGAGGACAGUAUGGACAUUCCCUUGGACCUUUCUUCAUCCACUGGCUCAAGCAAGAGAAGGAGAAGGGGCAACCUACCCAAGGAGUCUGUGCAGAUUCUUCGGGAUUGGCUGUAUGAGCACCGUUACAAUGCCUAUCCUUCCGAGCAAGAAAAAGCAUUGCUGUCCCAGCAAACACACCUGUCUACACUACAGGUCUGUAACUGGUUCAUCAACGCCCGCCGAAGGCUCCUCCCUGACAUGCUGAGAAAGGAUGGCAAAGAUCCAAAUCAGUUCACAAUUUCCCGCCGCGGAGCCAAGAUUUCUGAAACGAGCUCUGUGGAGUCUGUGAUGGGCAUCAAAAACUUCAUGCCAGCUCUAGAGGAGACCCCAUUUCAUUCCUGUACAGCUGGGCCAAACCCAACCCUAGGGAGGCCACUGUCUCCUAAGCCAUCAUCCCCCGGAUCAGUUUUGGCCCGUCCAUCAGUGAUCUGCCAUACCACUGUGACUGCGUUGAAAGAUGUCCCUUUCUCUCUCUGCCAGUCAGUUGGUGUGGGACAAAACACAGAUAUACAGCAGAUAGCGGCCAGCAACUUCACAGACACCUCUCUCAUGUACCCAGAGGACACAUGUAAAUCUGGACCAAGUACAAAUACACAGAGUGGUCUUUUCAACACUCCUCCCCCUACCCCACCGGACCUCAACCAGGACUUUAGCGGAUUUCAGCUUCUAGUGGAUGUUGCACUCAAACGGGCUGCAGAGAUGGAGCUUCAGGCAAAACUUACAGCUUAACCCAUUUUCAAGCAAAACCGUUCUCAGAAAUGUCAUGAUUGCCGGGGUGAUGGCAAGAGAUGAAUUGCAUUAUUUUAUAUAUUUUUUAUUAAUAUUUGCACAUGGGAUUGCUAAAACAGCUUCCUGUUACUGAGAUGUCUUCAAUGGAAUACAGUCAUUCCAAGAACUAUAAACUCAAAGCUACUGUAGAAACGAAGGGUUUUCUUUUUUAAAUUGUUUCUUGGUAGAUUAUUCAUAAUGUGAGAGGUUCCCAAUGUCAUGUGAUUUUUUUUUUCUUCCCCGUUUUUGUUAUUUUUCAGACUGUGCAAUACUUAGAGAACCUAUAGCAUCUUCUCAUUCCCAUGUGGAACAGGAUGCCCACAUACUGUCUAAUUAAUAAAUUUUCAAUUUUUUUUCAAACAA
This is a messenger RNA of Callithrix jacchus (white-tufted-ear marmoset), 1645 nucleotides long. It is a transcript of the gene TGIF1, whose product is annotated as TGFB induced factor homeobox 1. NCBI's taxonomy places the organism in Eukaryota, Metazoa, Chordata, Mammalia, Primates, Cebidae. The record is from RefSeq and is a predicted model, not a curated record. Gene Ontology annotation, molecular function: DNA binding. Gene Ontology annotation, biological process: regulation of DNA-templated transcription.